This is a messenger RNA of Symbiodinium natans, 348 nucleotides long. NCBI's taxonomy places the organism in Eukaryota, Dinophyceae, Suessiales, Symbiodiniaceae. The record is from the annotation of a GenBank genome assembly.
AUGGCUUUCUUUGAUUCGGCUGGGGUGCGCGCUGUUUGUCCCUUGAAGUUGUGGUAUGAGUACCUGCCCGGCUGCUGUGAUGCUGUCGCCGUUUCGGAUGCCUGCCAUAGCAAGCAACAACUGCAAUCAGUACAACUGCCUCGAGAACACCGAGACAUAGCCGACGUUCCCGUUCUGCUUCUUUACCAGCAGUUCCACAUGCUGCUGUUGUGCGUUGGGAUCUUUCUAACAAUCACAAGUUUCCCGCAGGGUGCCUGGACUCGUAACUGCUGUAUCCUGGGUCAUUCUCUGCAGCCAUCAAACGCCAUGAAACACCUUCACUUCCGCACCCUGUUUGCAGGCCGUUGA